GUAUAACGUUUUCUUAGAGUUAUCUGCGUUUCGCAUGUGCAGAAGUUCGGUUUACAAUGGCAAAGUCAAUAUCCGUUGCUCAGUCAAGGUUUUCAGUAUUGUCAAUUGAUGACUGUGGUGAUGAUGACAGAAAGUCAUCAAAGAAACAACAGGCGAAGCCAAAUGAACAACCAAGUCAACCAAAGAAAAAGAAAAACAAAUCGAAACAGAAACAAGAAACCUCUGAAUUGAAGCAGUUGGCAUUUGGCACUCGUCAGCCUCGGCAACACAAGGACUCUUCCUCCGAGCAAAACAAGAAACAGAAAUCAGGAGGUCAGCAAAACAAACCUGAACAAUGGGAGGAAUGGAGGCAAAAGGACGAGGAGUUUGCCAAAGAUGUCUAUGAAAAGGAUCUUGAACAAGCUUUACUACAGAGUAAAGUGGACUUUGAACUUGAAAAGCAGCGAAAAGUAGAAAAUGGCGCUACAGUUGGCAGUAAUGGGUUCCUUACCGACAGCAAGGAAGGUAAGCGGAGCAAGAAGAAGAAGGAUAAGCCACACACCAUGAGUCUGGAGGAGUUCAACCAACGGGCAAAUGCUCCACUUGAUGAUGUGGACGAUUUAGAUAACAUCCCAGUGCCCCGAGUUCCAGCAGUAGCAAUGGGGGAAGGCGAUGCCAAGUUCUUUGACAAAGUUGAAAAUGAUGUCCACAGAAUUAUACAGAAGGAGAAGAUCCAGGAAGAAUACAAAAAACACUAUGUCCGUGAAAGUGCCAUGACAACAAAGUAUCAGGAAGAGCUGUCAAAUAAAGACAAAGAAAUUCUUGAAUUAAAGGCACAAGUAGAAACAUUACAGGAGGAGUUUAAGCAAGUAAAGAAAAGGAACAAGCAGCUGUGUGUGAUAUUAGCUCAAGGAGAAAUGAAAGACAAGGCCCAAGUUCUGAUGCAGUUAGAAGACCUCACACAAGUACGAGAUGAACUAACAGAGCAGGUCUCACAACUGACUGCUGAACUGGAGAAGGAAAAAUCAAAAGUGCAUGGCUUAAAAUCUGAACUAGACAAAGUGAAGGGAGGGAAGCAUUACUCAGGAAAGUGAGAACCACUUUGCUGCAUCUCCAUUCCGUGUACUUCUACUUAGAUGACAUCAGACCCAACACAAUGGAACCAACACCUGCAACAGUGACGUGCUGCACGGCACCAACAUAUGGUCAUUGUAAACCAUGGUCAUGUAUACUACAGCAUUUUUUCACAGACAUCUUUUGAAUUUCUUCACUCAUACUUUUAAGCAAGUUACAUGAAUGUUCUAAUAUAUUCCGUACCAGAUACUAUUAUUAAUUGUAUUGGGACCUAUUCUGAGUUAUAUUUCAUACAAAUGUUCCUGUUUGUGGAAAAUGCUUAUGGUUACAAUGUCCCAAUGCAGUUUCAGUGUCCCUGUAUAUAUUGAUCCACAACCAAGUUCCAACUUGUAGCUUGUUACAUCUAUGUAACCAAACACUCAGAAACUGUGAGAUAUAUUGCUGACAGGUGGAAAUUGACAAUAUCUACAUUAUCUACAUCAUAACUGAUACAAUCACUUGGUAACAUCAAAGCAUUGUUUCUUUUUGUCAUAUAGAUUUUCUUGUUGAAAAGUUGUCUGGGAUGAAACAUGAUUGACAACUGUUACGACUUUUAGUUGAUUGGUUGGAUAGUAAUUGGAAGAUAUUACAUGACAUUAUUUGUUGGUUUUAGUUUUUUAAUGGCAAACAAAAUACAUGAAAUUGCACAAGAGUUGCUGUUAUGAUUAUUACACUGUUCACUUAGAAUGAAUCUGAUCUGUUUAAAAUACAAAUGGUCUGCAUUUUCAAUGUUAUUAAAAUCAGGCAGCUGUUGCACAUAGCAGUCUUAGUACUAUGUUUAUCAUAGACACAACAAUAGCUUUGUGCAGCAGGGCCCUGACCUUUUGUCCAGUAUCACACCUCCCUGCAUCAAGAUUUGGGGACACCUCCACAGAAGGUUGGGUCCAGUGAACUCUCCACUUGACCAAACAGCACUGAGGCUUGGUACGCAUCCUUCAUUCAGAGUGGGUGUGAAGGGUUCACCUGACAUGACCAUCUGUGGAGGUGAUCAACUCUCAAUGUUGGAAUAAACAAUCAGAUUUUAUUUGUCAUUUGUUUCAUAAAUAUUAUAACGUAUACAGAGAAAUUCAGAUUCUCAGGAGAUUCACAAGAGUUGGAUCCAUUGUCUUCAAGAUAUGGUUCUUCAGGUUUUAGUAAGUUUGUGUUCACAUGAAGGCUUUUAAUGUCAACAAAGUAGUCAAAAUAAAACUACAAACACACUGAUUAAUCUCUUUUCUUCUGUAAUGGAACAAAAAUACAAAUACAUGUUUUAAAAACAUCUUGUCAGUUAAAUUAGAAUUAGUUUUGUUCCUUUUGCAAGACUGUGGUAAAACACUGGGGAACCUUGGUCAGGUCACAUUUUUAUGUUUAAUGUAUCACUCAAAUAGACUGAGAUUCUGGGAAGAUCUUGUGUGAUGUGAUGGCCUUGAGAUGAUUUGUGGAUGUUUCUGUCUUCAUGUUCACUGAUUAAUUGCAUGUAAUGGUUGUGGCAGACAUUUGCAGGUCCAUGAUGGUGGCAUUCAGUAAGUAUGUACAUAACAGCAACUACUACCGGUACAUACUUGCUUUUACUCUGUUCUGAAGAAGAUUCAGAUUUCUUUGUUAUAAUUCAUUAUAAUAAGUUUAUUUCAAGAUGGAAAUAAACAAUUACAAACUUA
This is a messenger RNA of Haliotis rubra (blacklip abalone), 2729 nucleotides long. RefSeq names its product G kinase-anchoring protein 1-like. The transcript is spliced from 10 exons. Bases 57 to 1073 code for a protein of 338 amino acids. NCBI's taxonomy places the organism in Eukaryota, Metazoa, Mollusca, Gastropoda, Lepetellida, Haliotidae. Gene Ontology annotation, cellular component: Golgi apparatus. The record is from RefSeq and is a predicted model, not a curated record. Gene Ontology annotation, biological process: signal transduction.